AAUUACCUAAACAGAAACUGAUCAAUCAAAUCAAUAACAUAUUUAAAUGAAAGCUUACUACGUUCUUUUAACCCCAGCGUUCUUCUGCAUAGUGUCUUGUGCUCCAUAUUGCGGCCCGGCCGGAGAUCGCAGCGGCAGCGACAAAGCUCGUGGUCAGCAGGCUUCAAAUAUAGCCCAAAAGGCAGCCCAAGAAGCCAAAGCCGCCGAGGAUGCCCAACAACAAGCGGGCCAACAAGCAGCCCGCCAAGUUAAGGAACAACUGGCUGAAAAAGCCAUGGAAGCCGCGAAGGCAGCCGAAGCGGCUCUCUCAGGCAAGGAAGCCUUAGUGGAGCAGCUUCAAGAAGAGAUCAAAGAAGCCGAAAUGGUCGUUAACGAGGAAGGUUCGAGUAUGCAACAACUGCAACAAACCGUCCAAUCGGCCAAUAAGGCCGCUCAGCAAGCCCAGGCGGAAUUGAAGCUGCUGCAAACCUCGUUCCAAUUGGCCCAAGGUAACGCAGCCAAUGCUCAACAGGCUUUGGAUGGUAUAACAGCUCAGUUAAACGAAAAAGAGCAAUUGUUGGAUGCUGCUCGAGCGAAACUAGAUCAAUUGAACAAACAGGUGCAAAGUUCCAAAGUUGAUUUGGCUAAAACCAAGGAUGCUGCCAGGAAAGCGGAAACUUCCGCAGCCGAAGCUAAACAGAACGCGUCAAGAACGAAGAGAGAAGCGAUAAAUUAUGCAGUGAAUAAUAUACGAGAAAAAAGGAAUAAUGAUUCAAAACAAGGGUAAUUGUUCGGUCUUUUACACAUUCAUUUAUUUUAAGUUAUCAUCUUUUUUUUUUGUAAGCAGUAUAAAUAUUUGGC
Phyllotreta striolata is the source of this 840-nucleotide messenger RNA. The record is from the annotation of a GenBank genome assembly. Lineage: Eukaryota; Metazoa; Arthropoda; Insecta; Coleoptera; Chrysomelidae.